Messenger RNA from Nothoprocta perdicaria, 1573 nucleotides. It is a transcript of the gene TMEM204, whose product is annotated as transmembrane protein 204. NCBI's taxonomy places the organism in Eukaryota, Metazoa, Chordata, Aves, Tinamiformes, Tinamidae. The record is from RefSeq and is a predicted model, not a curated record. Bases 759 to 1433 code for a protein of 224 amino acids. The transcript is spliced from 3 exons.
GCUGCGGCAGCGGGCUCUGUUUGUUGCAGCCGGCUACGCCCUGAGGCUCACCAAAAACAGCCGCAAAAAACAGCCAUUUCCUCUGUGUGGAGAGACAGAGGGGGGGCAGAAAACCCUUCUCCUCACAGCGGUCUCUGCUCCCUGGUCGCUGCCCCUCGCGGCUUCCACAUUGGGAACGGGACACCGCAAAUUCCUCAAGAGACCCUGAGCUCCGUGGGUGUCUCUGGGGGAUGAAGAGAGCAGAGUCCGGCUCGGCUUUGAAGAUGACCGUGCUCAGCGUGCGGGCGAGUUUCUGAAGGCUGCCCCGGGGAGGCUGCGGGCGCCGCGGGCGCCGCCAAAGCCGCACGCCGCUGUCAAGCAUUGUGCCGCUCACAUCCCCGCAGCUGCUCGGGCUCUCCCGCCGCGGGACCGGAGUCUUUCUGGCUGCACCUCGUGUCCCAAGGAAUGGACCUCCCCAUCUCGCAGUUCACCACUGGGCUGGCGUUGCUCAUCAAAGUGCAAGAAGGCGGAUAAGCCGAAGCCACGAAGGGCAGAGCUGCCUAGGAGAGCUGCUUGGCGUCUGUGUUUUAUGGAUUUCUCCCACCUACCUCUCCACAGUCUUGUUUGCUUGAUCAGAAGCGCCUCAGGAAUCGACAUUGAGAAUGAACGGUGAUGUGCUCUAGCAGCCCAUAACACUGCAGCGAAGCCAGGCCCGACUUCCAUGUGCCGCAGCUGACUGAGACCUCGCACACACACGGGCAGCGAGCUGACAGUCAGAUAUGACUGUCCAGAAACUGGUAGCCACAGCUGUGUUGGUAGCCCUGGUCUCGCUCAUUCUCAACAACGCGGCUGCCUUUACUCCCAACUGGGUGUACCAGACGCUGGAGGACGGGCGCAAGCGCAGCGUGGGGCUCUGGAGGAUGUGCUGGCUGGCGGAGAAGGGCCGAGCGGGCACGGGCUCCCGGCACGGGCACGGGGAGGAGCGCGAGUGCGAGGGCCUGGGCUGGGGGGCCGAGGCAGCCGGAUUCCAGGAGUCCCGCAGCACCGUCAAACUGCAGUUCGACAUGAUGCGCGCCUGCAACCUCAUCGCCUCCGUGGCCCUCACCGCCGGCCAGCUCAUCUUCGUCCUCGGCCUCCUGGAGCUGCCCCUCAUUUCUCAGGACACCCAGUGGUGGGAGGAGGCCAUAGCUGCUGUCUUCCAGCUGGCGAGUUUCGUUCUGGUUAUUGGAUUGGUGACUUUCUACCGCAUCGGCCCGUACACCAACCUCUCGUGGUCUUGCUACCUGAACAUCGGAGCGUGUCUUUUGGCCACGCUGGCGGCUGCCAUCCUCAUCUGGAACAUCCUGCACCGGCGAGAGGACUGCAUGGCGCCGCGCGUCAUCGUCAUCAGCCGCACGCUGACCGCUCGCUUCCGCCGCGGCCUCGAGAACGACUACGUGGAGUCGCCCUGCUGAGCGCCCAGGAGCGCCGCACUGCAGCUGCUCUCCGUAAAUAUCUGCCAUAAUUUAAAACCAAGGGUUGAAGGACACCACAGCGCUUGCUCUUGUGGGCAGAGGCCCUCCAUUAUUAUUUGGAUGGGUUCCAUCUAUAUACA